Messenger RNA from Boleophthalmus pectinirostris (great blue-spotted mudskipper), 2159 nucleotides. RefSeq names its product ubinuclein-1-like. The transcript is spliced from 13 exons. The record is from RefSeq and is a predicted model, not a curated record. Gene Ontology annotation, cellular component: nucleus. NCBI's taxonomy places the organism in Eukaryota, Metazoa, Chordata, Actinopteri, Gobiiformes, Gobiidae. Bases 30 to 2159 code for a protein of 709 amino acids.
UAGGCCUGUUGUGUCCUCCCGCUCCAGAGAUGGCCGAACCCCGGAGAGUCGAGCUGAAGACCCUGAGCUCCGCGGGGCUCUUCUCUCCGGCCCCUUCCGCGGCUGCCCCGGUGCGGCAGCUGAUAACUCCCAAACCUCCAGCCGAACCCUGCGCCCCUGACACGGCCACUGUGCGGCUCGUCCUCCCGCUGUUCGAACCGGACGAACGGAACUUCCCGGAGUUCAGUUACUCCCAACUCUUGGACGGUCACAGCCAGAAGCGAGUGGAGGUUCGUCUGAGCAGGAUGGAGCAGCAGGAGCAGGAGGAACUGGCCCAUAUCACCAACAAACUGGAGGAGAAAUAUGGAGGGAAGCCCAGACCCCAGCAUCGUGUCCAGGACCUGAUCGAUAUCGGAUAUGGUUAUGACGAUGAGGAUUCAUUCAUCGAUAACUCUGAGGCUUAUGACGAGUUUGUGCCCAUGUCCCUCACCACCGAGCAGGGGGGUUUCUAUGUGAACACAGGGCUCCUGCACUUCAGACAGGCCUCAGACAUGGAGCUGGAGGAGCCCCCAGAGGGACUUCCACAGGAGCCUGGUGAGGGGCCCUCAGCAGAGAAGAGGAAGGAGGCAUCUAAGAGGCGUAAACUCACAGUUGCAAUGGACAAACCACUGAAGAAACGCUGUGAGGACGACUGCGAGAGAGAUACCAACCCAGGUCUGAAGAAAAAGAAGCCCACAGCCCUGAGUAUUACCAGUGCUUUGAGGAGGUGUGAGAGGGAGAGGCAGAAGAAGGCAGUGGCCCCAAUGUGGGGCCCCUCUCUGGGCUUCACCACAUUGGCCCUGGGGCCUGCAGAUGCAGGAGGAGGAGGCUGCAUGUCCUUCACGGCCCCACUCCACAGACUCAUGGGGCCCUCAAUGGGUCCGGCUCUGGACUCUGAUGUGGACUGUGUGCUGGUCAGUGAGGACAGCUCUUCCACCCACUCCCCACCCCCCACAUCCACCCCCCCGCCCCUCCCUGAUGGGGCCCUGCACACCCAGGGGACGGUCGAGAGGACGGGGACACGCCCCAGAGCGGAGGACACAGUGUCCCAGGUCUGUCCUGAAGACUUUCCUCGUGCUCUGGAGGAGAGCAUCCUCAGACUCCAGAUGGCCUCCAAGACCUCAGAGGGAGAGUCCAAAGUCAAGUUCUACACCCCAGAGAUCAAUGAGCUGCUGCUGCUAAUCGACGGGCAGUGCCGACAACAUGGAGGACCUCACGGAGGUCCUCUGCGCUCCAGGGUCUACUCCCACCUCUGCUCCUUCCUGCCCUGCAACAAAGACACGCUCAUGCGCAGGGUCAACCGGCUCAAGCAAUCACGCAACGAGAAGCCCGAUGAGGAGCAGCUCAUGAAGACUCUGAAGAAGGCCAUCAAGAAGACCAUGCCCGAACAGAUCCUCAGCUGGAAGGAGAUGUGUGGAGCUCUCCCGUGCACCUCUGUGGCCACACAGGAGGAGGAUGAGAGUGAGGAGAGGGGAGCAAAGAAGGCCCCUGGACCCAAAAAACUCUUCAAAUGGAAUGAUGAAAUCAGAGAGGGUCUGCGGCGACUGCUCAAGCUCAGACUGGAGCAGUUCAAGGAGGAGCACAGGGCCCAGGAGGAGGAGCACAGGGCCCAGGAGGAGGAGCACAGGGCCCAGGAGGAGGAGCACAGGGCCCAGGAGGAGGUGGAUCAGUACCUGAGUUCAGUACUGGAGGGGAAGGUGAAACCGCUCUGGCCCAAAGGAUGGAUGCCCUCCAGGAUCCUGCAGAAGGAGGCCAGGAAUCUUCUGAGUCCGGGGCUGGUGAAGAAGUCUGAGAGGAGAUGGACUACGAUCACUCCAGCGUCAUGUGACUCUGGUGUAGUGACUCCUGGACAGAGGGGUGUGGCCAUAGACACUGACCCCGCCUCUUCAGACAAUAAACCCGCCCACUCCUCUAAGCCCGCCUCCUCAGCCCCGUGCCGCACCCACCUCCAGCCCUCGUUCCAGGAGCUGCUGGUGGAAGCGGUGGCCCGGUACAACCAGUGCACUCAAAGGUGGGGCUUCAGCGAGGCCACGAGCAGCCCCCCCCUGCCCCCUCCACCCCCUCAGUCCAGCCCCACCAACUUCCCCCUGACCCCACUGAGCGCGCUCACUCCCAACCUGGACUCCACCAAGAACAUGUGA